UGUCGUUGUCAUCUAACAAAAAGAUGGCUGUGACGAGGAGAUAUCUUUCUUUUAUAUCCAUCACAAUUCUCUAUCAAGAUAUGAUUAAAGCCAUUGAGGUUAAACAAACUAAUUGCCGGAGAGUGGUACAUCACGUAGCAGAAAGGACAAAUUAUAUAAAGUGUGGCUCUGUUGAUGUUAUCUACCUUAAGAACCAGGCUAUAACAUCAGAUUCAGUUUCUGUUGGUGACCGAGAAAAAUCAUGUGCCGCAAAUUUGAAAAAGAGGGCGUGUACCCGGUCUCUUCACUCGACACCUCUAAGAGUGAUAGGACGCCUUUUAUUGCUGGAAUCAGUUGUAACUUAAAGAAUACAUGUGUUUUGAAUGAGAAUUUACUUUACAAAACACUUGACCUAUUCAAUGAAAGUUCCGCAAUGGGACCUCACUAGAACAC
Saccostrea cuccullata (small rock oyster) is the source of this 432-nucleotide messenger RNA. RefSeq lists its product as uncharacterized. The transcript is spliced from 2 exons. NCBI's taxonomy places the organism in Eukaryota, Metazoa, Mollusca, Bivalvia, Ostreida, Ostreidae. The record is from RefSeq and is a predicted model, not a curated record. Bases 24 to 344 code for a protein of 106 amino acids.